Hypanus sabinus (Atlantic stingray) is the source of this 4047-nucleotide messenger RNA. It is a transcript of the gene unc93a, whose product is annotated as unc-93 homolog A. The transcript is spliced from 8 exons. The coding region runs from base 104 to 1561 and encodes 485 amino acids. The record is from RefSeq and is a predicted model, not a curated record. Lineage: Eukaryota; Metazoa; Chordata; Chondrichthyes; Myliobatiformes; Dasyatidae.
ACCCGGAGAGCAGGACUUGUUCACCCCGUUCCUGGGCCGUUUGUAGGGUCUCGGAAGUCGCUCGGUUUUAACCAGCGGGAUUGAAAUCACUCGGAUCAGCAAGAUGAAAAUUGCUAAAGAAACGAAGAAUGCCGUUAUUGUGAGCUUCGGGUUUUUGCUGCUGUUUACUGCUUACGGAGGGCUUCAAACUGUCCAGAGCAGUCUGAACAGUGAUGAGGGCCUUGGCCUCGCCUCAUUAAGUGUCAUCUAUGCAGCUCUUAUCACCUCUUCAAUGUUUCUUCCACCUAUAAUGAUCAAAUAUUUUGGCUGUAAGUGGACCAUAGUUAUGUCCAUGUGCUGCUACGUUACAUUUUCAAUUGGCAAUUUUCAUCCAAGCUGGUACACGCUUAUUCCCACUGCAGUAAUCCUUGGACUGGGAGGAGCUCCGCUGUGGUCUGCUAAAUGCGCCUAUCUGACCAUCUGUGGGAACCGCUAUGCAGAGAAGUUCAAUAAACUUCCAGAAAAUGUAGUAAAUCACUACUUUGGAAUUUUCUUCCUUAUAUUUCAAUCAUCUGCUGUUUGGGGGAACCUAAUGUCUUCAUUAAUAUUCCAAUAUACUUCCACUGAAGCUAACAUCACUGAAGAGCACUUAUCAUAUUGUGGAGCUGCUAAUUGCCCAGCAUAUGAUUCAAUGCUCAAUGCAAAUGUAACGCAAACAAGCUAUCCAGCAUCCACAAUUUACCUCCUCUCUGGAGUUUAUACUGGUGUCGGUUUAAGUGGAGUGAUCUUUGUUGCUAUUUUUCUGGAUCAGCUCGAUAAGCAAGCUGUGGAUGAGUUCAAAAAGAAGAAGAUAGAUGUGUGUACUCAUUUGGUGUCUACGUUUACACAUCUAAAGGAUAAACGGCAGAUUCUGCUCAUUGUCAUGACCAUGUAUAGUGGCUUUGAACAGGGUUUCCUUGCCGGUGAUUAUACAAAGGCCUACAUCACCUGUGCCCUUGGAAUACAAUACGUUGGUUACUGCAUGAUCUGCUUUGGUGCCUCUAAUUCUGUUUUUUCUUUGACUUUUGGAAAAUUAUCGAAAUAUACUGGACGUAUUCCAUUGUUCUUCUAUGCAACUCUUGUCAAUAUGGCAUCAAUAAUUUCAUUGCUUUUAUGGAAACCACAUCCAAAUCAACUACCGGUGUUUUUUGUGUUUCCUGUUCUUUGGGGAAUGGCUGAUGCUAUCUGGCAGACACAAACUAAUGCCCUCUACGGAGUUCUGUUCCUGGAGCACAAAGAAGCAGCAUUUUCAAACUACCGGUUGUGGGAAUCUGUGGGAUUUGUGAUCGCAUUCGCUUAUGCAAAUUUUUUGUGCAUAAAGGUCAAGUUGAUUAUUUUACUGAUUGUCCUGUUAAUAGGCAUGACUUUAUAUGGAGUUGUGGAAUAUAUUGAAUACUCAAAAGGAGGGCGUGGAGCUACUUCACAAAUAUUUCCUCAAAGGACUAAAAUCAAAAAGAUGCUGGAAGUAGAAAGUAAAAUUGAGAAACCUGUUGUUGAGAGUGACAUUGAAAUACACGCCACAAUCUCUGAAGUCAAGUUCUGAGGAUUUGUAUUGACUCUUACAGAUGUUUAUGACUGAAGAUCAGUAUUUUUUUUAAAUCACUCUUAUAAUUUUAUAUGUAGUUUAUAAUUUACAUAAUUGAAAAUAUUUUAAAGUAAAACUAUUUUACUGACUUGAAAUUAACCAGAUCGAUUUUUGAAAUCUUCAGUCUUUAACUGAAUCAGAUAAUUUGACAGUAAUGAUUAUUAUUAUUAUGUUUUAAAAUGUUAGCAGAUCACCAGGUGGCAGAGACAAAAGGCUGCUUAUUGUUCAUAGAUUUGAUCCACUAAUGGAAUCUCUCAUCUAGCUGGUUGCAGAUAUAAUUAUGUUAAUGAGAAGUAGAAAUUGCGGAACAAGGAUUUUCCAGCAGCUUACAGUAUUAAUAUUUUGAAGUCCAACAUCCAAUUAGUUUGAUGAGGGAUUCCUCGCUCCAAGCAACUGUUAAAAUAUUUCAGUUUUAUGGAUAUUUUAUUGUGCAUUAAUAGAAAUGGAUCUUCCCUAAAUAAAUUCCCAUCAUGUGAUGUAACUGAAGCCAAAUAUACCAUUCAAUUCCUUAUGAUUAAUUGGUAACCUUAAUAUUUUUGGACUAAAAGCACACUCCUAAGUGAGAGGUCUAAUCAACGUUUGUGUUUAAAAUGAAGCUGUUUGUUGACAAUAGAUGUCUAAUAUUCUUAUCAAAAGGUUUUUCACAAGAUAUAUCCAUAUUUUUGUUGCCGUCAUUAUAGAUAUUGUUUUGUACAUUUCUCAGUAAUAAUUAGCUGGAGAAAGGGGAGAUAACCAAAAGCAUAAUUAAAAGGUCAGUUUUUAGAGGCGACACAAGAGUAGAAUGGUGAAUCUGUGGAAUUAAUUGCUACACAUGACUGUGGAGGCCACAUCAUUGGGUAUAUUUGAAGCGGAGGUUUAAAUCAUCAGGGCUGGUGAAGGGUCUCGGCCUGAAACGUCAACUGUUUACUCUUCUCCAUAUAUGCUGCCAGGCCUGCUGAGUUCCUCCAGCAUUUCGUGUGUGUUACAAAGUGCAUGAAGUCUUUUUGGAUGAGUUGAGUGAAAGUGGAAAAGUUGUAGCAAAAAUGUAAAUUAAGGAGAAUUUUUACUGGAAGGCCAACUCAGAGUUUCUGUAGAAGGGGAAGCAUCAAAACAUUGAGUCUAAAGUAGGGACUGUUAUCUGUCUUGAAUUCCAUACUAACUGAAAUAGUUUUUGUAAACGUUUAUAUGAUGACAAAUGAGAAAGAGCAGCAAGCACAAUGGACAGAGUAGUUUGGAGAAUUACUGAAUAGACCGCCACUAGAUGAAGGACCUGACAUCAACACAGAUCCACCCACCCGAGGGAGAAGAUACUGGUGCUGCCGAUAAAUCACUAAAGACCAGCAAAGCUCCAGGACAGGACAAUUUGAAAGCCCAACCGGUCAAAGCUGAACCCAAAGCUGCAGCGGUCAUCCUGCAACCACUGUCCACUCUAAUCUGGGAAAGGGGACAAGCACCCAAGGGCAGGACAAUGGGAGUCACCAUGUGGAUCCCCGAGAAAAGAGGAUUAAGUGACUGCAACAACUAACGUGGCAUCACACUUUUGUCAAUGCCAAGCAAGAUCCUCGCCAACUCAUCGUCCAACGGGUUACAGAGGAAGGAGCAAGCUGGCUUCAGGAAGAACAGAGGCUGUGUCGACCAGAUAUUCACACUGUGUAAUAUCAUAGAGCAGUACACUGAAGCAGAGGCAGUUGCAUGUACAUUUCGUGGACUUUGAAAAGAUAUUUGAUAGCAUCCACAGGGAGGGCUUUGCCAAGUUCUCAGAUCAUAUGGGAACCCUUCCAAAAUUGUCCAGAUCAUCCAGAAUUUUUAUGCUAAUUUCACUUGAGUCAGUUCAAGAAAGACUGAGACCAAGACCCUCAACAUAAAGUCUCCAACCACACUCUGCUCCUCAGGGUCAUCAAGAGGACACAGCCACAAUUAUCACAAGGAAAUGUUGGAGAUGGAUUGGGCAUGUGAUGAGAAGAGAGGCCAAAUCUAUCAUCAAGAUAGCACUUCACUGGAUCUCUGAAGGGUGGAGGAAAUGCGGGAGACCAAAACCAACUUGGUGCUGUUCCAUAGAGGCAGAAAUGAAGACCCUGAACCACACCUGAGGCACAAUAGAGAAGAUGGGCAUGGACAGACAGAGGUGCAGGCAAUCAGUAAGUUAUAAUGAUGACCACAAGUAACAAUAUUCUCAAUAAAUAAAAUUUAAAACUUAUCUGUUGCACAUUUAACAUAUCAGUAAUAUUUGAGUAAUAUUGUAAAUAUACUGUUGAUUAAGCAGUCUUGUUUGUUUAAAUAAUUCAGUACAGGUUAUAUGUAAAAGUACGUGAAUGGCAUACGUCAUCACAUUAUCCACGUAAUGCGGUGUUAUUCGCUUAAAGUCAAAACAAAACCAAUACAAGGAUUCUGGACUCUCUACAUUUUUUUCCAAUUGGUUCAAUGUUUUGAAACUAUAAAACAUAACAGUACUAUUAAUCCGUAUG